AGGCAGUCUUUUGAGAGACGUCGCGAAGGGAGUUCGUCUCGCGAUCUCGUGCCUCUGCUCGCCGCACCACAUUGGUUACACUCGUUUAUUUUGGGAUUUCAGUUUUGUUAAUCGUUUUCGGAUGAUCUUGUUUGACGUUACAUAAAGAUUUGGCAUUCGACUGUGACUUUGUGAGCCACCACCAUGCCAUGUGUUGGUUGCGACAUGUGGGAUAUUUUAGAUUUUUAAUAUUGAGUUACUUUUUAAUGUCGUCACACAUGGCUACUGUUUAAUAACAAUAUUGAUCUUGACAAAUGUGAUUGAAAAGGAUAAACGUAGUGUUUCUUAGUGUUGUGUCAUCGUGAAGUAAGUUGAGGAUUCCUUUGUGCGUGGUGUGAUUGCAAUGUCGUUGCUCAAUGGAUGCUGAGGGUCGGCUGGUGUUUUGGAAGAGCGGACUGUGGGAGGGUGGUGCGCCCACGCUCACCUGCAAUACUUGCAAAAAGCGCCGCGCAGACAGGAUGACCGCCAACGAACGCAUCACGUCGCAAGGUGAACUGAAGAAGCUAUCAGAAGAGAGUCUGACGCGGCAGCCGGAAGAGGUGUUCGACAUCAUCUGCAAGCUCGGCGAAGGCUCCUAUGGCAGCGUUUACAAAGCGUUACACAAGGAGAGCGGGCAGGUGCUGGCCAUCAAGCAGGUGCCGGUGGACACUGACCUGCAGGAGAUCAUCAAGGAGAUCUCCAUCAUGCAGCAAUGCGACAGCCCCUACGUCGUGAAAUACUACGGCAGCUACUUUAAGAACACAGACUUAUGGAUUGUAAUGGAAUACUGUGGCGCAGGCUCGGUGUCGGACAUAAUGCGGCUGCGCAAGAAGACGCUCUCCGAGGACGAGAUAGCGACCAUCCUCAUCGACACGCUGAAGGGGCUGGAGUACCUGCACCGUCGCCGCAAGAUACACCGCGACAUCAAGGCCGGCAACAUCCUGCUCAACACCGAGGGUCACGCCAAGCUAGCGGACUUCGGCGUCGCCGGACAGCUCACCGACACCAUGGCCAAGCGCAACACCGUCAUCGGCACGCCCUUCUGGAUGGCGCCCGAGGUGAUACAGGAGAUCGGCUACGACUGCGUCGCCGAUAUCUGGUCGCUGGGCAUCACCGCCCUGGAGAUGGCCGAGGGCAAGCCGCCCUACGGCGACAUACACCCCAUGCGCGCCAUCUUCAUGAUACCCACAAAGCCGCCGCCCUCCUUCAGGGAACCCGAUCAGUGGUCGCCCGAGUUCAUAGACUUCGUCAGCCAGUGCCUCGUCAAAAACCCCGAGGAGAGAGCCACCGCCGAGUACCUGCUGACCCACGAAUUUAUCGGUAACGCGAAGCACCCGAGCAUCCUGAGCACGAUGAUCGCGGAGGCGCGCGAGAUCCGCGAGAGCCAGGCCUUCCGCAACGCGCAGCAGAACUGCAACAACGCCAAGACCUUCGGCGCGGGCGACGCCUACAGCGAGGCCACCAUGAAGCAGCGCGACGGCACGCUGGUGCCCGCGCGCGACGGCACCGCCACCGCAGACCUCGCCGCAGACCUCGGCACCAUGGUCAUCAACGAGCCCGACCUCGCCACCAUGAAGAGGCACGACACGGACCCCAUGGACACGAACCGCCCCAAGUACCGGCCGCUCUUCCUCGAGCACUUCGAGAAGAAGGAGGUCAGCCGCGCCAGCAACGGCACCCUCGCGCACUCGCCGCCGCCCCCGGACGACGCAGCGCGGUCAGCACCACCUCCUUCCACCUCCACACCUCCCCACCUCCACACCUCCGCGGUGAGCGCGGGCGGCGCGGCGGGCGGGGGCGCGGGCGCGGGCGCGGGCGGGGGCCUGCAGCGAGCGCUCGUCGAGGAGGGCAACUUCGAAUUCCUGGCGUACCUGUCGGAGGGCGAGCUGGAGGCGCGCAUGGCGCGGCUGGACGCGGAGAUGGAGGCGGAGAUCGAGCAGCUGCGCGCGCGCUACGACCGCAAGCGCCGCCCCAUUCUCGACGCCAUUCAUCUCAAGCGCAAGCGCCAGCAGAACUUCUAGCCGCGCCCUAGUGCGGGACACGCCCCCCCGCCACCACGCCACGCCCCCAACCGGCAUCCUACAGCUAGCUUCAAGUAACAAUGCAAAAUACAUUUAUAUAGUUGACCUCGCUCAGUGUAUACGGAGCUCAUACUUAUAGAGAUUUACAAAUAGCUCGCACUUUUAUACUUCCACUUUGAUAACUUGAAGCCAACUUGAACUAUUUAUAAAAUGAUAAUGCAGAGCGCAGUAAUGUCUGAUGACAACGAAGGUGCACGGCCUCCAGUUUUUUGCUUAUUAGUUUUACAAUUUCUAAUAGAGUUGUACAAAACUAGCCAACUCUGUAUUGUGAGAUGAAUUUAAUCAUUUAUUUUCAAUGUU
This is a messenger RNA of Papilio xuthus (Asian swallowtail), 2399 nucleotides long. RefSeq names its product serine/threonine-protein kinase hippo (gene hpo). Gene Ontology annotation, molecular function: ATP binding; protein serine/threonine kinase activity. Gene Ontology annotation, biological process: signal transduction; protein phosphorylation; protein tetramerization. NCBI's taxonomy places the organism in Eukaryota, Metazoa, Arthropoda, Insecta, Lepidoptera, Papilionidae. The transcript is spliced from 10 exons. Bases 396 to 2039 code for a protein of 547 amino acids. The record is from RefSeq and is a predicted model, not a curated record. Gene Ontology annotation, cellular component: cytoplasm.